AUGUGGGUCACGGGACUGGACGAGAAGUCAGCGGACUCACUCUGGCUUAUGGAUGUCUGCUAUACUUGGACCACAAAACACGCGGAGCUCCGAGUAGACCUGCGACCCACCAAAACCCAAAACGAUUCGCUCGGCUCUGCGCGGGAAACUCCAAAUCCCACAAGAGAAGAGCUCUUGCAGCUGAUCCAAGGAUGUUCUGCAGCUCUAUGGUACGGUCACAUCAAGGUGGAUCGGGAGAUGAUAAAUGCAGCAGGUGACUCCCUUAAGAUCGUAGCACACUCCGGAGCCGGAUACGACCACAUCGAUGUCAAUUAUUUAAAAGAGAAAGGGAUCAUAUGCACCAAUGCUGCCAACGUCCUCGGGGAGACUCUGAGCACCAUGAAGAACACCAGCAUCCUCAUCAACACAUCACGGGGAGAAGUGGUAAACCAAGAUGACUUGAUAGAGGCACUGCAGAAGAACAUCAUCUAUGGUGCAGGUCUAGAUGUAAUGUAUCCAGAACCCUUACCUCAAGAUCACAUCCUCACCAAAACUACCAACUUGUGCGCUGACGCCUCACAUUGGGAGCAGAACUUUUGGAGAAUCGGAAAGCGAUGUACAUUCUGGCGGCGCAGAACAUCUAUAAUGCUCUGACAGGUCAACCUGUCCUCACCCCUGUCGUUUGACGUGGACGUCCUAAUAGAAAUAGCGGAAAACAGAAUCGCAACAAAAAUUAAUUAUUGAAGACUCAUUUAACAACUAUCAGAUACACAAACUUAAGACACUUUUUAGCAAUCCAAAAAGUAUAAGCAAACGGUUGAAAAUUAUGAAAACUGAUCCAUAGCGUUUUGUCAGUUGAAUGCUGAAUCUAAAACUGAUAAUUUAUAAACGUACAGGGUAUGUAUAGUGAGAUGGGCUGGGUUGGUUGAGUAUGGACAAAGAUCUACCGCAGUCAACAUGUUAAAAUAUUAUUUACUCAGUUUUGGACGGGCUAAAGUUUUUUUAACUUAGCUAUGUAUAUAUCAACAUACUAUUUUUUCAAAUACUGUUUGGCUAUUAAACAUAAUUUGUUAAAUAUUUUUUAAAAAUAUAAUAGAAACAAUUCUGUAAAUUAACAUAGCAAAAUUACAAAUUUAUCCAUCCAUUCCUUUAUUAUGUUUAUUUAAAAUAAAUAUUAAUUGAUCUUUUUUGUAUUUAUAAAACCUGUUCAAUAAUUAAACCUGCUAAAACUAUUGCUGCAUUAAU
This is a messenger RNA of Homalodisca vitripennis (glassy-winged sharpshooter), 1224 nucleotides long. RefSeq lists its product as uncharacterized. Gene Ontology annotation, molecular function: glyoxylate reductase (NADPH) activity; NAD binding; hydroxypyruvate reductase [NAD(P)H] activity. Bases 1 to 633 code for a protein of 210 amino acids. Gene Ontology annotation, cellular component: cytosol. The record is from RefSeq and is a predicted model, not a curated record. The transcript is spliced from 7 exons. Lineage: Eukaryota; Metazoa; Arthropoda; Insecta; Hemiptera; Cicadellidae.